This is a messenger RNA of Alligator sinensis (Chinese alligator), 6180 nucleotides long. It is a transcript of the gene RNF24, whose product is annotated as ring finger protein 24. Gene Ontology annotation, molecular function: ubiquitin protein ligase activity; zinc ion binding. NCBI's taxonomy places the organism in Eukaryota, Metazoa, Chordata, Crocodylia, Alligatoridae. Gene Ontology annotation, cellular component: endomembrane system. The transcript is spliced from 6 exons. Bases 1528 to 2196 code for a protein of 222 amino acids. The record is from RefSeq and is a predicted model, not a curated record.
GCGAGCGGGUGCGUCCCCCGCACCCUGGGGUGCGCCCCAAUGCGCGCGGCGCGGCGCGGCACGGAUGGGACCCGUAUCGGCACUCUGUCGCCGUAGCGAUACGAGUAUGAAAAGCCAGGCAGGUGGCAAGGGAGGCUGCUUGCACGCUUCCAGGGAAGCGCCCGAAAAUGUGCUUUGUUGGCUGGAACGGGCGAUGAGUCGGGGGCGCCCGCCCUGCACAACGGCCUGGGCUUUCAGGGAGCGGGGGCGCGCGGAGCAAGGCAGCGCUGUGUCGCGGGUGGGAGAGGUGUUUGACCACCGAGUGCCCGUCCCCGGGGCUGAUGCAGCCCGAGCUACGUGCCACGGUCCGGGUGUGCAGCCGAGUGAUCUCACGGAAAUGGCACUUGGGCGGCGAGGAGAGCGGCUCGCGCGGAGUUGAAAGGCAGGCGUGUGGUUUGUUGGGUUGGUUUCAGCUUUCACAACAUUUAUGCUUGCGGGUAAAGGCAGAGCCCUCAAAAGGGUCUGCGCUCCGCGACGAGCUUCGUUUUGGGGUUGCUCCUCUGCCGCAAGGGCGGGUUUUGCUCUUUCUUUCGUCUUUGCAAUGCCUUGCACCCAGCCACUUCCUUCCCUUCGGCAUUGCCAGCGAGAGACGCGAGUCUGCAGGAUCUUGAUUCGGUCGCGAUGCCGUCCGCGCCUCGAGCGUCUAGGGUCGGCACGUGGGAAAGCGAUCCCUUUGUUUGUUUGUAAGCCAUGCAGAGUCCACGUGCGAUCGGCCCCACGGUACUGCUGCCUGCAGAGUCACUCUUCGGAGCGUGAGUCGUGCCUGAAAAUUUCACAUCCUCAUUUCUUUCUGCUCCUGCAUGCACAAAGCCACGGAGCCGGUGUGAAACCUGUCCCUCGACACGGGUAUUUGGCGUGCUCGCUUCGGCAAUACCUGCUUGUUCUGUCCCGUCGGUAAUAUUAUUCCAUCAAAACAAUGAGCUAAACGCCCACGUUGUCGCUGCUUGGUGUGGCAGAUGGCACGCCUCCGAGUAAUUUCAGCUCGGAUCCCAUUGACCUUACAAAGUUAUAUCAAGGAUAAAUUUGACUCGCUUUGUCCAGGCGAGCAAAUGGCUUGAAAACCCGAGUAAAAUUAAACUGGCCCCCCUUCUUCGUGCUGGCGGUAUGGUAGGAUUCCCGUUUUUGUUUUGGAUCCCAGCAGGGAUUACUACAAAACGAAACCGCCGAAACCUUAUUAGCACGUUUUUUUUAUAGAAAGUGUAAAUAAGACGGCUUCUAAACCGAUCAAAUAAUAAAACAGCACCAGUGAUUCAGAUUAUUUAUUCAAUUACUCUAUUCAUAAAGCAUCUCUCCUGCUUACCUCAUUUAGAGCGCUGCAUGAUCUGUAACUAAAAUUAAAUACAGAUUUGGCCCGGAGCCCAGGAAACCUAACUAGUCUUUCCCUCAAGAGCCGCAGAGGGCACAAGAGCAUUGUCCCCAAAGGAAAACGGGGGGACCAGGGCGGGGAAGAGAGGAGGCCGAGAUGAACUGAAAAAUGUCUUGCCCCGGAUGCUAGAAACACUCGACGAGGCAGUGGGUUCUCGCUAUUUAAGCUGCGGGAUUGGCAGCCAGGGGACCCGAAAUCUAGCCCGGCCCCUUCCAGACCGCUCCAGCGGUCUCGGAUUGACACGAGGGGAGAAACUUUCAGCAAGACCUCGUUCCCAGCCCUUGCCGCUGCGUCCUGGAGCAGAUGGACGAGUGUCCUGCCUAUGCCGUGCUCCUAGCCCAUCCAUGAGCUCAGAUUUCCAGCACUACAGUUUCAGGAUGCCGAACAUCGGGUUCCAGAACCUGCCUCUCAAUAUAUACAUCGUGGUUUUCGGCACCGCCAUCUUCGUCUUCAUCCUCAGCUUACUCUUCUGUUGCUACUUGAUCAGGCUCAGACAUCAGGCACACAAAGAGCUUUAUGCCUACAAACAGGUUAUUCUAAAGGAAAAAGUAAAAGAGCUUAACCUGCACGAGAUUUGCGCCGUUUGCCUGGAGGAAUUCAAGCCCAAAGACGAGCUGGGAAUCUGUCCGUGUAAACAUGCCUUCCACAGAAAGUGCCUCAUCAAGUGGUUGGAGGUGCGAAAAGUGUGCCCGCUUUGCAACAUGCCCGUGCUCCAGCUGGCGCAGCUCCACAGUAAGCAGGACCACGGGCCGCCCCAAGGCCCCCUGCCCGGGGCGGAGAACAUUGUAUAGCUUUCCCCAAGAAACAGACUUGCCCAUCAUGACCGAUACUGCCAGGGUAACAACAACGGACCUAUGCAGAGAAUCGUGGACCUCGGGAUCCGUAGCUUACCGCCUCGGUGCCUCUGCUAGGAUUCCCUUCGUCUCAUGAGGGCCUCCCAACACGCACUUCGGGGGGUGGGGCCAGAUGCUGGGACUCGAACAACCAAAGCACUACACCACUGGCGCAAAAAGACGCCAGAAGGCAGCGGCAGGCCGGUGUGGGUGGGUUUCUGAGAGCACUUUAUGACCAUCCCCGUCGCCUGGAUGACCCGCCUAGGCCGGGUCCCUGUUUCCAGCGAGCUGAAUCCGCAGCGGACGGAGCAGAAGGGAUCGCGUUACAAAUGCAACGGGAGAACUCAAGAGGCAGAGUCCCUGGCGGCACGGGCCCGGGAGCCUCGAAUGGCAGAUUCAAUACAGGCCACGCACGCCUUCUCCUCUCGCAUGGGGAAAAGUAAAUGCACACGCUUCACGAGCCCCUUGGAAACGCACCUCUCCGCAGCCAAACCCAACCGGCGGUUACCUCGUGCUGAACUGCCGGCGGCUGGCCAAGCGAGCAAUGCCAAGGCAAAGGUUUUACAUCGUUCCUGUAAUGAGAUUUUCCCUGAGUCAUGGACUUAAGCAGGACCUCUGACAUUGUCCUAUAAGCCCGGGGCGGGGGAAGUGGUGCCAUCUGCCAAGAGCCUCGGAGGGGGUUUAACUGCACCACCCCGGGCUAACAAAGUCUGAGAGGGGGCUUUGCAAGCUUUGGGUUGGAUAUGUCGCAUCAAAGAACUGAGUGUGAGGUGCAGGCGUGGCUGGAUUUGAGGUGUUGGCCAGCUAAAGAUCUGGAGCCUUCGGUUUUGGAGAUCAACACGUAUGUGCCCGUGGAUUGGAUCUGCUCUUGAACUGCCCCCGGGGGUGGGGAGUCCCUCAUCCCUCCUCCCAAGCGGUGGCAUGGUGGUAGUAGGGGUUGUGUUGCAUUGUGCAAAGUGCUAGGAAGCCAGCUUGGGGUACAAGCACUUACUGCUCCCUACAUAGCACCUGCAUGCAUGUCCUCGUCCCCCUGCAGUACAAAGCCCGAACAUGCCUGAGUCCCUGCACUUGUAUGAACGCUCCUGCCCUUUGCGUCCGAGCGGGCUGAGCUGGUUGCCGUUACAGCAUUGCCUUCUCUGGUCUCUGUGCUCAGCCAGCUAAACCUGAGCAGCUGAGACCGGGGGGUGAGCACGCCCAGCUCCGGUCAGUUCAGCAGAGCUCCUGCCUCCUGCCCUCGGGCUGAUUCUGCCCUUCGCUGUCCCGCGUCCGCCGAAGCGCGGAGCAGUGCCGUCAUCCCGGGGUGCAGCGCGGUGGGUGUUUAGCUGGAGCGUGUUUGAGCAGGGUGGGGUUACGGUUCCCAGACCCAUUUUCAGCAUGGCUCAGUCUGUAGGCUAGUGCGAUUCCUCGCUGCGCCUGUCGGGAGCAGCCAAGACGCAGAUGGACCAGAGGGACAAUUCUUCUUAGGGAUGUAGCCAGCCACUACGUUACACAUGCAUUUGACUUGUCCCCUUGUCUGUCAUGGGACAGCUCUUUCUCCUCCUUUCUCACCCUUAUGCGCUGGCAUCCUGCUGUCCCGUGGCUGUAUCAGGGUGUUACCGCUGUUCCCAUUCAGGACCAGCGUUCUGGCCCUGUAACAGUGCUUUUAGGCUCCAUGACUCCCCCCCACCCCAAUCUGUUGCCUUUUGCGACCGCACUGAACUACCCAGAGCCUUUCAGGCUUGUGCACGUUGCCUCGGCCUUUCUAAUCUGGUACCGUGGUGAUGUGUCAGAGCAGAAGAGGCAUCGUGAUGCUUGUCCUGGGGCUCCUGCUGAGGCUAUGUCCUCGAGAGCAGCAGGGCAGGCCGGGGCUACAGCUUCCUUUCCGCCGUUGGCAGCUUGGCAGUACAACUGUGCCUGGAAAGAGCUUGCCUGGAGUCUGAGCCAGGCACGGUCGGUGAAGACCCUGGCCCACACCCCAUUGCACUCACUGAUCUGCCUCAAGCUCUGAUCUUCCCAUCUAGCAUACACGGUCCCAACGUGCCUGUGAAAUAAGGGACGUCUGUAGAGACCUGAAUAGCAAACCUCCGGGAUGCUGUACCCAGUCCUACUGCCAGCGGGAAGUUUUCACCAUCGAUUUUUUUUGUUUGUUUGUGGGAUCCGGUUCAGACCAUCUUUGCCGGGCGGUGCAGACAGGCCCGAUGAUCCUUCCAGUCUGCUUUUGUUUUGUUUUCCCGCUGCUGCUUUCCUUUCCUUUCUAUUGAGUCCUUCACAAAAAUCCACCUCCCCUGGCGCGAGACAAUUGGGUAUCUGCAAAACAUGACCCCCAGCAAACCCGCAGUGUGAUAGGGAGGUUUGUGUUUGAACAAUUAAUCGCGUAAAUAUUGACCCAGGCUGAGUCAGCAAGCCUCCCUGGACUCACCUGACCAAGGCUGGGUUUCGGUUUGAUUUCCAGUACAGCUGCCUUUUGUGUUCCUGUUUCAUUCACGAAGAAAGCAUGUGAUCCCCUUACUGUCGCAUGUUAGGGACGGCACCAAAGGGGCAGCGGUGUUCCCCUGACGACUGGGAAAAGUCUCCAAACUCCUCUGAAUGUUUCAGGCCGUUAGCACCGCAGGCUCUUCCUCGUCAUAGUGGAAGUGGCUCGUAGACCGGGCCCUGACGGCACCUAGGGGGAGUGUGACCAAGGGCUGCUCAAGAGUUGAUGCAUCUCCAUGUGUGUGGCUGAAUUGGGAAGCGACCAUGAAUUGUGUAGGGCUUCCUGGUCCAUCAAAGGUCCCAGCUCCCCGAGGAGAGGACUUGCAGCUGGAGGUGUGUGCCAGCAGUUUGCUGGGUCAGCGCUCAACGAUCCUUUAGUGGCUUCGUUGGUCAGUAAUAGCGGGGAUUCAGCUCCACGUUGGGAUGGGAAUCUGCUCUGGCUCUGCAGUGUGAAAGUCAAGGCCACCUGUUGCCUCUUUGGAGUGGCCUCUGACGUGGUGACUCCUCUCCCUUUGCAUCAAAUCUCCAUGUCCCCAGCCUCUCUGUCUGAGCAAGAAGACUAGAUUGAAUGGUCCCGGUAGGCACCUGUGCUCUCACCCCCUUCUUAAAACAAAAGCCCCAGUCAUACGACGGCAUGCUGGUUUUCAGGAGCACCGUCUGCUCUGAGCACGUGGCAUUUCAUCUCCAGGGUGAAACAUUUAUUUUUUCCCUAAAUCCCCUGGAACGAAAAUUUAGGAAUAAACUCUUCCAGUUCUGCGUGCAACAUCAAGCUACAAGUAAACGUCAGGCGAUCCGAUAUGGCAGCCAAAUCCUGCGGUAUGCCUAAAACCCAAGGGGGGGCUUUCAUACCCUCCCGCAGGGUUGGAUGGAGCUGGUGUCACUUGAAAUGUCCCUUGGAUCGAGCAGUGGGAUUUGUGGCACGUGCGUGCGCUGUUCGUUGGUUUAACGAGCACGUAUGCUCCGACUGCUGCUUUAUCCCCUUGACUUCACCAAAAUAUUCACCUCCCACUCCUGUCUCCACCAUCUGCUUUCUCGGAGGAGCGAGGGGUCUUUUUGCUUUCUUUCGAAGGGCUGUUGCAGAAACUGAGACGUCAUCCUUCCCCUUUGUAAUCCGUGUAUAGCCAUCGAGACUUCACUCAGGUUGGACUUGCUGAGUUUUAUUAAGGUAGUUUGACAGUCCCACUCUGCAGCCUCUCUAACUGGCACAACGCACCGUGUCGUUCUGGUAUCCGCAGAGCAAGCGACUACCUCAAGCGGACCGUUUCAUCUCUUCAGCAGCGGCGGUGCUGAGCAUGCUGCUGUUUUACACCUCCCUCCGGGAACGUGCGGGCGCGCUGCAUUCUCUCCAGUUGGCAAAACCGAUUAUUUUUCGGAGCAUUCGGCAGUAUCCGUGCCUGGCUUUGGUCCAGUCCGCGUGAACGGGUGGCCUGAGUAUGUCAAUGAUUGGAUCCAGCAGGAGUGGAUCUCAGUACAUUUGAGACAUCAUCUUGA